This is a messenger RNA of Suillus bovinus, 564 nucleotides long. Its product is annotated as ankyrin repeat-containing domain protein. The coding region runs from base 1 to 564 and encodes 187 amino acids. The transcript is spliced from 2 exons. Gene Ontology annotation, molecular function: protein binding. Lineage: Eukaryota; Fungi; Basidiomycota; Agaricomycetes; Boletales; Suillaceae. The record is from RefSeq and is a predicted model, not a curated record.
AUGGCUACAUGGCCGCUGCCCACAGACGAUGACAAGGAAAACCUCCUCCUUUCAUGUCGAUACGAUGAUCUCGACGAAGUCAAAGAUUUUGUAACAAAAUUCGGCUCAGGUGCUCUCUCCAGCGUCCAUGACGACAACGGAAACACCGUGCUACAUAUGACAUGCGGAAAUGGACACAUAGACGUGUUGGAUUAUCUUCUUCCUCUUGUCUCCCCUUCUAUUCUCUCUGCACAAAAUAAUGCCGGCUCGACUGCUUUGCACUGGGCAGCGGUGAACCAGCAUCUCGAAGUAGCGCAGAAGCUGGUUCGAUUUACUGGGGUCGAUGCAAUUGAUAUCAAAAAUAAGGCUGGAAGGUCGCCCCUGGGCGAAGCUGAGAUGAUUGGAUGGGAUGAGGGCGCAAGGUGGUUUGUACAGGAGAUGAGGCUCGAUGAAACCAACCACGAUGACGUGAAUGAUAACGAAGAAGAUGGUCUUGUGGACGCUGCACAGGAUGUAGAAGUAGAGAUCCAAGACGCGGAUGGCCAAGUGGCGAAGAUGACGAUAAGCAGUGGCGCAACCACCUGA